CAGCUUUGCCCACGACCUCAUACACUUGCAUGGAUCACUGAACGAUCGUCUUUUGCAUUGUCCAGCCCGGCGCUGCGGUGUGCUUGCCGUCAGUCAAUCUUCUGCGGUGUCGUCGUGCUGCGUUGACCUACCUGCUCGCUCGUUCUUGCCCUGGUGCUCGUGCCCCAACCCGACCGUCUUGUCCUUUGUGCGAUAGGUAGGUAGCGUAAGGAAAGAAAGCCUGAUCGAUGUUCAGGCACGAUGGAUGGCGGUAUCAACGCAGACCAGAACUUCUACUCUAGGCGCCCAAACUCCUCCUCCCCCGAACAUCAACAGCCUCAUCGAUACGAACCUCCCCCUCUACCCGAUUUCGAAGCUCGCACCCCCCAAUUGCCACCCAAGCUACCCUUCCUCACGAGCCAAAACCUGCAAGCGAUAGAACGGAACACAAAUGGAUAUGCAGGAGCAGGAGCAUUGAGUAAUGGAGGAGAGCACGAUCCGGACGACUUCUACCGAGAUUAUCGUGGUGUUCAGCAAGCUUCACACAACUAUUCAGACAACUCGGCAUCAGGCAUGGCGGCCACAGCAUCGGAGUCACGACCUCUGCAGUCUUCAUUACGGUCGAAUGGAAACGGAACCACCCCCAAGCAUCCAUCACUGGCACAAGCCAGAAAUCAACUGAAGCCGUCGUCAUAUCGAUCUGCCUCCUCACCUUUAGAAGACCGACCCGGACUCAACAAUGCAAAAUCGACGCCCGCUCUCAAUGGGUACUCACGGCAGCCUAGUGUCAGUGUCAAAGCGAUCUCGAAGCAGUUUGAGAAGAACACGGAAUCGUCAACGUCUGUUGCCCGAAAGCCUUCACCCAGAAUUAACACCAGUGCAACAGCUCCGGCAUAUCUGCGAGAUCGAGGAGGAUACCAGGCUCGAAAUGCGAAUACUCCUACACCAAGUACAUCACGAGCAGGAACGGCAACCCGGGAAGCAGGGAAACAGAAGUCACCAGUAUCAACCAGACCUACUCAACGUACUCGAUUUGCAGCCGAGGAUCAACACUCAAAUAACACUCUUUCUGGGACUGCACGGAUAUCAAGGCCUCGGAAUGGCGCUUCGGGCAUCAAUCCUCAAGCUUCGAAGUCUAUGAGCAACCUUUCUCCUACCUCUCCAACCUCUCCUCAGACACAAACAAGUCGACCUCUGUUUGGCGAAGUCGUACCUAAUGAACAGGGAAUAUCAAGUAUAGGUUAUGGCAUCCCUCACGCCGCAACUCGCAGGACAUCUGACUCCAGCUUACACCCUAGCUGGCAGCAACAUUCGCGAAGUAAAUCCAACGACAUCUCACCUACAUCUCCCGACGCAUGGUAUAAGGGAGAAACAGAUUUGGACCAUGUUGACCCCAACAAGCCCCGACCUCGCUCUCAUAAUCGUAAUCACAGCGACUUCCCAGACUCGAAAGUUAAUACGAUGAAUGGUGUCACUCCAUCGUUUCAGACUUCAAACCCGCCCGCUUCUGUGCAAGCUCCCACUCGAUUACCAGGACCAUCAAAAAGACAGAGCACCUCUUCCACGUCGUCGAUACCGUCAACACGGUCUAAUUCGCCCUUUACGUCGAACCGGAUCACAAACUCUAAGCUGCGCAAGCCUGAGCAACGACCGUGGAGUCCGGCAGCCCGUGCGAACACGCCCACGUCCCGCGCAAAGACCCCGACAACUCGUCACUCUCCUCGAGGGAAGGGUCGGGAUCCAGAGAAAUCAACAUCAAACAAUGCCAGUCUCAAGGCUUAUAUUUCCGCCCCUCCACCGAAGACAUCCCCACCUCUGCGAAGCUCACGGCCCCGACAGCCCGUAUCAUCCGCAACUACUGCAACUCCGCGACAGAAGGCUGUUGAUAGGUCUGGCUCUCCACAACACGUCAGGACUGGCAUGAAAGUUACUCGAAAUAAUGGGGAGGGCUUCACAGCACGGGAGCGGGAGCGCAAGAUAUCGGAUGUACCUCUCACGGCUGUCGACUUUGCUGCUCGGAGGCAAUUGAUACAGAGGGCUUACACGAAGUCAAUCCACGAGAGCGAGCAAAAGGAGAUCCGCGCAGCCAAUCUGCGACGAUUGAGUGAGAGACAGGCGAGAGCUUCAUUAGCAGCCCAGGAGAGUGAAAAGGCCUCGCACAAUGUUGAAAAGGAUGAAGAACCUGUUUUGGCAGAAGCACAGCCAAUACUCGAGGCACCGGCUGAGACGAAGCCUUCACCAAAACCUCUACAGAUUUCUACAUCAUUCCCAAGGCCCGAGGUCCCACCUGCGACAGCACACAGAGCUGAAAUUGAUCAAGACUCUCCCACAUUGGGGAUGCCGGGAAGCUUUGUUGAGGAUGAGGAGCCUGCGUCCGCCAUCUCGUGCGCAACAGGAAUUACGGAAUUUGACAAUGAGCCGCAGACGGAAGCCCCGAGGUUGAGUCUGUUACCAUCACGGCCUGAUGGUUUCUCUGGUCACAUUUCAUAUACUGAGGAUUUGAUGAGUCCGGAGCAGGCAUAUUUCGGUAUGCAAAACAUGAGUUCCCCCGAUAACGAAUCGAUACGAAUCAUGCUAGAUGGAACACCCGUGGAAGAGCAUCAACCUGAAUCAACACCUACGAACGAUGUUUUUGCACGAGAUCCAUCACCUCCAGGUGCAUAUCAGCAGUCUCCAGAAGUUGCAGAGGAGCUACCCAUAUUUGCCUCGACCGUUACCACCGCAAGUCCCAAGCAAACUACACCUGUACAUUCUAGGCCUCAGUCCCCGCUAGGUUCUUGUGACGAGCAAAUCAGCAACGACGAGAGUCCGAUUUUACCCAACGAAACUGUACUUCCACAGCAUGUUGAGCAUGAUGUACAAAUCCAUGUCGCACCCGAAAUAUCAUUUCCCGACGAAGUCAACUACGUGGAACCUCAAGAGCAUGCAACCAGGCUUGAGCUUCCGACGUUACGCACUGCUCUAGCUCCUUCUGUCAUGAUAAACAGAUUAAGUCAAGAAUUUCUCAACACCCCUGUGACCGAUAUUGAUUAUGAAAGUUCGGAUGGGCUUGCACAGAUUAGCGGUGGUGAGGGCGACUUGUAUGACAGAGAAUACAUGGACCGUCCUCGAGACGACGAAGACUCGGGUCGAAAUUUCCGCUCAAGUCAUCAAUCUGCUUGGACAGAUUACUCUGUGGGCACAAAUGAUGAAUAUUCAGAACGAGAGGGGUAUUCUCGUCCCGUCACAACUUACGAGACUGAGGAUAAGCCAGUCCCGCCGCCAAAAGAGCUGUCCUCGGUGGUUCCACCCAAACCAGAAGGCUACAGCCCAUUGCCGUCUCCUCGAUUCCCUCCACAAUCAUCACAGCUCUCAAUUCGGCAUCAACUUCCCCCUCUGACUACUGGGGAAGGUCUCGGCCUCGGUUUCUCUGACUCGUCUCAUGACUUCGGCAGCUCAACAUCAAUUCCUCUAUGGCCAGAGUACUCUCCGCCUCCAGUUCCACUUGCAGAUGAUGCAUCACCAGCGCCUCCAAGUAGGACACCUCCUCCACCGACUACCACAUCGAGUAUGCGCCCAGCAUCAAGCUUGUACCAGUCCAGCCAGAACGACAAUGGUAGAUACACAGAGUCGAGAAGAGCGAGCGAUGAUUUGUACUCUCCCAGAGCUUCUUUAUCAACACCUAGAUCUAGUACACAGAUAUCGUUUGAUGAUGCAACAAUCGAAUCAUCUUCGAAAUCUACAGCUGUGCCAGAGCCAAGUUUGGAAACUGAAGAGGAGAAGAAGGCUGCCGAGAAGACGAGGAAGCGUUUAUAUCAACGGAAGAUGGUCAUCAAAGAGUUGAUUGAGACAGAGUCAGUGUACUUGAAAGAUAUGAAUGUCGUCGAGGAGAUCUACAAAGGGACAGCAGAGGCAUGCCCCAAGCUUGAUCAUUCCGAUGUCAAGACUAUCUUCCGAAAUACAGCUGACAUCAUCGCCUUUUCAGCCAAGUUCUUGGACGAGCUCAAAUCCGCUGCGUCGAGCAUCUAUUCUCCUCGUUCACGUGCCAGACAAAGCAAAGCCGUAGCUCCUUCUGGAUCGUCAACCUCACCCACUGUCUCUGACAGGUUCUCAAUUGCUGCAACUUUGACAGACGAGUCGGACGAUGAGAAAGACCGGAAAACUUUCAUUGGUGCCACCUUCAGCAAGCAUUUGAAGAAGAUGCAAGCAAUCUACACGGAUUAUCUCAAGCAUAGCGAAAUCGCCAGCUCCCGCCUUGCGACAUUACAGCAAGAUGCCGCAGUUCAAGUCUGGUUGAGUGAGUGCAAUCUUGUUGCUAAGGAUCUGACAAAGGCCUGGGAUCUUGAUGCACUUCUGGUGAAGCCUGUACAACGUAUCACUCGAUAUCAGCUACUUCUCAAGGAACUCGCCGAGAGCACACCUGAAGAUCAUCCGGACUAUGAAGCCUUGAAGUCUGCUCGAGAAGAGCUUCUUAUUCUACUGCAGGGUAUCGACGAAAUGAAGAAACGACUCCACGUGGUCAGCCAGAUCGUAGGCCGGAAACGCAAGGAGUCAGACGUACGCACUAACCUUGCAAAGGCCUUUGGUCGACGAGCUGAAAAGCUUCAAUCGAAUGCAAAUCGACCUCCAGAAGAUGAGGCCUACCAAGCAUUGCACAAUACCUUUGGUGUUGAGUUCCUGCGCCUACAAGUUGUCCUUCGCGAUGUUGAAGAUUACGCCCGGCACCAGAAGGAGUAUGUUGCAAAGACUUUGCAAUAUUUCUCUUCCAUGGAAUUGAUCAUGCGGAUGAGUGCAAGCAAAUAUCCAGAAAUUGAGAGCAAAUGGGUUCGCUUCAACCUCUCAAUGCGGGAUAUGGGAACCAUUGCCAUUGACGAUCAUAUUGGUGCGAUACAACGAGAAGUGGUUGAGCCGCUGGAGAAGGUCAUUCAAAUGUACAAUAAGCCCGGCGAUGCAAUGCAGAAGCGGAACAAACGCCGUCUCGAUUAUGAGAAGUCACUCAGCUACAAGUCGCAAGGAAAGAAGAUUGACGAAAAAUUGGCAGCCCAGGUCGCACAGUAUGAGGCUCUCAACGAGACGCUCAAGAUUGAGUUGCCGAAGCUGUCGGCUCUGACCAAAAGCCUUGGUAGACUCUGUCAGAUUCGUCUCCUUUUCUUGAAGACUGAAUGGUAUGGAAUUUGGCAGAAAAAGUUGAGUGGAGUUCUCGAAGCCAGCCAAAUCCCGAAAGACAACAACGACAUUCUCGAGAUGUUUCACAGGGACUUCAAAUACACAGAAGUCAAGUUGAAGGAACUAGGAAUCAACAAUGGCUCGUUCGGUAAUGGUGGUGUUACCAGAGGCUCACAGUCGACGCAAGACGAUGAAUCGCGAAGAGCUCGGCCCUCCAAUCUCUCCAAUCGAUCUCGUGGACUAUCCAUCAACAGCGACAAGUCCCCGAGUCUUCCAACUCCGGAGUUUGCCAAGCGUAACAGUGGUCAAUUCUCCUUUUCUCCUCUCAUGUCGAAUGGUCCAGGUCUUCCUCAGUUCGCGUACCAAAACAUGCCUUACUCGAAUGGUCACUCUCGAGCGGGUUCUGGGUCUCCUGCGACUCCUGAUACUGCUUCCAGUUCACGGCCUCAUCAUGGAACCAUGGUAAGGCCAGGUACAUCCCGCAGUCACACUUCGGAUACUGGAAUGGCCAGAGGCAACAGUGAUUACAAUACCCCUCAUCGACGGGAGUCCGGCUCGACAUACAACUCUCACUGGGAACCGCCAAGUUCUAGACCAUAUUCCGGAUUGUUCCAUUCUGCUAUGCCGAUGCCAGAUGGUCCUGAGGAGAGUCAACGAUCUUCGAGAGCUUCCUCUCGUGACCGAAACAUCUCUGGGGGGUACAAUGUCUUGUAUCUUGCUGCUAGUUUGUUCGAGUUCAACAUCAGUGCCACAAAAUCUGAGGCAGGCUACCCGUACCUGACAUAUCAAGCUGGUGAAAUAUUUGAUGUCAUUGGUGAAAAGGGCGAGCUCUGGCUGGCAAAGAACCAAGACGACCCUUCUGACGAGGUUGGAUGGAUCUGGUCGAAACACUUUGCACGCCUGGCUGCCGACUAAAAGUUCCAUGUGCUCUUUUGUAAUAAUGGCGUUUCGAAAAACGGAUCUGAGUUUCGAAAGGCGGAGUUUGUAAUAGGGUAGAUCAUCGGAUGAUAAUCUAGUAUGGUUGAUACAG
Messenger RNA from Mollisia scopiformis, 6154 nucleotides. RefSeq lists its product as uncharacterized. The record is from RefSeq and is a predicted model, not a curated record. Bases 241 to 6039 code for a protein of 1932 amino acids. Gene Ontology annotation, biological process: intracellular signal transduction. The transcript has 3 exons. Gene Ontology annotation, molecular function: guanyl-nucleotide exchange factor activity. NCBI's taxonomy places the organism in Eukaryota, Fungi, Ascomycota, Leotiomycetes, Helotiales, Mollisiaceae.